AUGGAUCUGGCAGAGAAAGGUGUUUCGUCGCAACGCGAACAAAUAAUUGCUUCCCCGCUCGCCUCGUUUUUGAAGACCACCAGAGCUGCGCUUUCCAAAUCGAUAAGGAUAGAAUUCCUUCGAUUCGAACAUCCGAAAGCACGUAAAAAGGAACUGCAUGGAGAGAUCGUGGAUAGCACCACUAUACCAGACGCCAUAGAGACCACAAAGAACUGUGGCGAGAGCAAGUUGGAGGUAAAAUUGGAGUAUCAACGAUGUAUACCUAAGUCGGCUGAAGAAGAGGGGAUGUUCGUUGGCUUGUUCAAAAACGUGGUAAGAUUACCAAGAGAUUGA
Molecule: messenger RNA, 333 nt
Organism: Gregarina niphandrodes
Lineage: Eukaryota; Apicomplexa; Conoidasida; Eugregarinorida; Gregarinidae
Exons: 2
Coding region: 1-333 (110 amino acids)
Source: RefSeq, a predicted model, not a curated record